UCCUGGGCUUCUAUGCAAAGAUGGGUAGGAAGGGAGAAGAGGAACCAAAAUGGCUGUGGAAUCAUAAUGGAUGUAGGCACCAUGACAGCAAAGAAGCAACUUUUUAAGAGUUGCUGCAUCAAAUGGUCUUCAGAACAGAACUUACCAGAGCGAAAACACACCUGAAAAGUAUUUCUCUGCAGUAUCAGCUGUAUACUCUUCUGAGCAGCCAUUUCUUUUGCUUUUUAAAGAAUGAGAUGGGACUAAUCAUCUUCUUCCUAUGUGCUUCUGUACCAAAGACAGCAGCAGGUCACUGCAAGUGGGCAGAAGUUCUGAAAGAUUUGGAGCAAAUCAAGACAUCCAAAGAUAUUGAUGUCAGUUUAUAUACUGCAAACACAAAUGAGGAUGAAGAAUGCCAAGAACCUGUAAUGAGAUGCUUUGUCUUAGAGAUGAAUGUGAUUCUUCACGAAUGUCGUAUCAAAAAUUGUAGUAAAACACAGGAUGUACUCAACAUAUGGAAAAAUGGAAAUGCAAGCUUAGAAAACAGCAAGUUGAAUUCCACAACAUCAGCAAAAUGCAAAGAAUGUGAAGAGUAUGAAGAAAAAAAUUUCACAGAAUUUAUACAAAGUUUUGUAAAGGUUAUACAGAGGGAAUGUAAACACUGACCAAAAGACACAAGCUGGGAACCAAGAUCCUUCCAUGAACAUCCUCAGAGAAAUUAGAUUAUUGCCAACAAUAAACUGGAAAGAACAUCACUUACACUCUCACUUAUGUAGCAUAACACAUAGAGAAAGAAUAAUAAAAUCCCUGUAAUUCUCAAUGUAUUCAUAACUGAAUACAUGAAAAUCAUUCUGCUUAUGAAAUACAAAUAAAGGAAUUUAAAAGGGCUUAAAGCUUCUUUUUUGACUUAAAGUGUUUUUAUGUCCAGCGGAAAAGAAAGCCUGCCUAACUUACCGGCCUUUCAACAAAAUUCUCUGAGAAGAUCUCAGUGUAUCUGCAGUGGGAACCCCUCAUGAACAUCAGUUCAGAGCUAACUGAAUGGAGUUUCAGAGGAAAGCUCUUUUAUUAUUGUUCAUACCAAAUCAUCAUAUCCUUCAAAGCAUUUGGCUAUAGCUAUUUUUGUUAUCUGAAAUCUAUCCCUUUACCAUCUGUGCUCCCAGAAGACCCUAGCUCAUCUCUCACCUCUGUUGUUAGACAUGUCUGAUAGUUUUCCUUUUUUUUUUUUUUUUUUCCCUCAUUACAUUUCUUCAAUGAACUAAACACAAAACACAAGCUGAGGCCUAUUUAUCUUAAAGGUCUACUGGUUAUCUGUUAAUUUAUUUCUACUAUGGGUUUCAGGUAAACCCAAUUACUUGUUUUACCUAAGAAUUCAAAGUAAAAAGUUAGAACAUUUAUUUAAAGAGUCUUCCCUGCUUUUUUUUCCCCUUUUGUACAAUGGUAGCUUAAGGGUAUUAAAAAUUUACCCCAGUCUUCUCAACAGAAUGUAAUGCUGGUGUUUAGUUCCACCAUCCAAUGAC
Messenger RNA from Athene cunicularia (burrowing owl), 1496 nucleotides. RefSeq names its product interleukin 15 (gene IL15). The coding region runs from base 123 to 644 and encodes 173 amino acids. Lineage: Eukaryota; Metazoa; Chordata; Aves; Strigiformes; Strigidae. Gene Ontology annotation, biological process: immune response; positive regulation of T cell proliferation; positive regulation of tyrosine phosphorylation of STAT protein. The transcript is spliced from 6 exons. Gene Ontology annotation, cellular component: extracellular region. Gene Ontology annotation, molecular function: cytokine receptor binding; cytokine activity. The record is from RefSeq and is a predicted model, not a curated record.